Messenger RNA from Schistocerca gregaria, 1170 nucleotides. RefSeq lists its product as uncharacterized. The record is from RefSeq and is a predicted model, not a curated record. The coding region runs from base 1 to 1170 and encodes 389 amino acids. The transcript has 3 exons. Lineage: Eukaryota; Metazoa; Arthropoda; Insecta; Orthoptera; Acrididae.
AUGUGUUUCGUGUGGGUAUUCCAUGACGUCGAACAGUGCACACAAGACUCAGCCGGCACCGGAGCCGAGCGUCAGCGAAAAGACCCGAUGCAGCAGACGACACGGAAAACAGCAUGUUCGGCAAAUAGUGGCCUGAUGCUAGUAGCCUAUGUCCCUAUGUGGUCUAUUGUUUUAUGUUGCAAACAGUUCAACCAUGAGCGCAAUGUAAUGUACCGCGAAAGAAAGGAACAUGGAUUAGAAAAUAGUUUUAUGAAAGUGAAAUGCCCGUUGUCCGUUAUUUCAGUUCUUUCGAAGAAAAACGAUUAUGAUCACUUGCCAAUGAAACAUGCUGUGUCGAUAGCAUCUGAAGAGACUGAAUUUUCAUCUUUCCAGGAAUUCAGUGAGUGGAAGAAGCAGAGUGAGAGGGAAACGUUCUCACUUUACGUCAAAAAGUGUGGGUCAUAUCGUACUUCGGACACUGUCGCUGGGCAUUCCUUAGUAUGCCAUCGUUCAGGACAAUAUGUAUCUAAGAGUAAAGGUAUUCCCCGCAUGAGAAUCCAAGGAACUAACAAAAUAGGAUGUGUACAUCCUUCGAGCAUUGAAAUAACCGAAGCUGGAGAUGGUAGCUGCAAAGUAAAAUACGUCGUUACUCAUGUGGGUCAUCAAAAUGGUGUUAGACAUUUAGAUUUGACAGAAGAAGAAAGAAAGACGUUAGCCGUUGACGUCGCAAACAAGGUACCAUUGCAAGCGAUACCCGACAAAGUAAGAGACACUUUAUCUGAUUCCAUGCUAGAGCGUAUCCAUCUACUGACCGAAAAAAAUUUAUUCAAGAUUGAGCAGUGUAAUAAUUUACGUUCCGAGGUCAUGAGACAUAAAGACGAUGACAUCGGCGUAGAAGCGUGGGUAAACGAAAUCAGUGCCAAUGAUAAUCCCUGUGUUUUAUUCUGCAAACCACAAGAUACAAGCAGCCAAAGUCAACCUCUCCUGAGAAGUGAAGACUUUGUCCUCAUCAUUAUGAACAAUGCCCAAUGUGAAAUUCUGAAGAAGGUCGGCAGUGACAGUGUUUGCAUCGAUGGAACUCAUGGAUCGUCUGACCAGGAUGUGCUUUCAUUAUUUUUCAAUGAAAUGAAAACUAAAGUAGGAAAAGUACGUCCUCAAGUGUUCAUGUCAGAUUUAGCUGAGUCUUUUUAA